CCCAUCUCCUGCCAACGUCUCUCUUCUUCUUCUUCUUUUCUGCUACUUGUUCUUCCUUCGCCAGCCUUUAUUUCUACUCGUCAUUGAGGAAUAGGCUACAACUCACCUCGAUCGGGGUUUGUUUCCAUCUUCAAUUCCCCCUCCUCUUUCUUUCUUUCUACCUUUCUUUUCUCCUUUUCGUCAGCUCCGGCUCUCACUCGCUUCUCCUCCCGCGUCUCUUUGUCCGCCCUCUCUAGCCUUUGACGACACGAUCGGUCUCAUUACGUCUUUUAAUUUCAAGAACUCUUAUCACUUUUGAUUGAGUUCGUUUUCUUCGCGUCAGCAUCCUCUCGAUAUAACAGCCAAGACCAGCCCAGUCCAGACCAUACCUUUUCCUUCCACCAUACAUUCGGCGACACCAUGAGUCGACCAGGCUAUAACGACGGCUAUGGCUACGGCCAAUACGACCCUUACACAGCACGGCAAGAUACAUACAACCAGGGAGGCUAUGAGAGCCAAUCAAACUAUGAGAUGAGCCCUAUGCCAGCAAACCCUGGCUACGGUCAACCCAGUGCUCCCAACCCCAAUGCUAUCUUAGACCAGUGCAGAGACAUCGAUAAUGGUGUCAACACUGUUGAGAGUUAUAUCGGGCAAAUCGAUACAUUACAUAGGCGCCUGCUCAGUGACGUCGACCCCGUACGGGAGAAUGCAAUUCGAGCCGAGGCAGAUGAGCUGGCUACCCAGACAAAGAACCUUUACCGCAAUCUCAUUGAACGUAUGAAGACCAUCAAACGAAUGCCUGAUGCUGGCUCCCCGCGCAAUGCCCCACAAAUCGGAAAAGUGGAACGGAGAUUGAAGGCGGCUGUCGAACAAUACCAGCAAGUUCAACAGUCAUUCAGGAAGGAGUCUGAGACCCAGAUGGCCAGACAGUACAGAAUAGUGAGACCUGAUGCGACGGAAGAAGAGGUCCAGGAGGCCGUUCGGGACACUUCAAACCAGCAAAUUUUCAGUCAAGCUUUGAUCCAAAGCGAUAGACGAGGGGAUGCGCAGAAAGUGUCGCAAAUGGUGCGGGCCAGACACGAGGAGAUUCAAAAGAUUGAAAGAGACUUUGUUGAAUUGGCCCAAAUGUUCCAGGACCUUGAUGCUCUGGUUGUCCAGCAAGAGGCAGCUGUUACUCAGAUCGACGAGGCGGGAGAGGAAGUUUUCGCCAAUGUGACCAAAGCUAACGAGGAAAUUGGUGGAGCUAUCGAGAAGGCUCGCGCCCGCAACCGGAAGAAGUGGUGGUGUCUCCUCAUUUGUCUUCUCAUCAUCAUCAUCAUCGUGGUUGUGGUUGUGGUUGCGGUUGUCGUCACCAAAAAAUAGUAAAAUAUACACGGCCGUCGGUGUCUCCGUCUAUACGCACAUAUUUGGCAUUCUGUGUUCUUUUUAUGAGUUGUUUUGAAAAGGGAUUGGUUUAACGCCAUGGAUAUCUGUAUUUUCUGAAGGCCUCUGCGACACCGGGAAUCCCGACUUUAACCCCCCAACCCACCCCUGGGUAUUCCUCCCCACUUCCCCAUUUAUACCCCCGCACCGUCCUUUGCAAUAGAUUAUAAUGUUACCCGUCAUCAACCACGCUCUUUUGUUCAUGUUUUCCUUAUUGGCCGUCCUCUGAACCGGGAUCGUCGGUUCAGCUCUCGCACUCGUUUCAUUCAUGGUUCCCCCGUUGUCUUUCCAGAUGCAUAGGUACCUUUGGCUUAUGAGCCUUUUGCCUGUUGGGGUUUGCAUUUCCUUUUACUACUUUAUAAUCCUUGCUGCCGCCUGCCUAUUCUGCGCAUUCUCAUGCAUCCUUUUGAUUGUAUUAAAAUUGGUUUUUUUUUUUUUGUUUUUUUCGCUGUUCUGGGACGGGUUAUGGCGC
Molecule: messenger RNA, 1873 nt
Organism: Coccidioides posadasii C735 delta SOWgp
Lineage: Eukaryota; Fungi; Ascomycota; Eurotiomycetes; Onygenales; Onygenaceae
Gene: SSO2
Product: Plasma membrane t-SNARE, secretory vesicle fusion
Biological process (GO): intracellular protein transport; vesicle fusion; exocytosis
Cellular component (GO): plasma membrane; SNARE complex; endomembrane system
Molecular function (GO): SNARE binding; SNAP receptor activity
Source: RefSeq, a predicted model, not a curated record